UUUUAAAAUCUGGCUCGUUCAUGUCGGGAGCGUGGGGGUCGGUGCGAGGAAACUGCUGUCUUCAGCUCUUCAGUAUCUUAGUUUCUCUGCCCGAGGAGAAUCCCCGGCCCUCCGCGCCGGCCAUGGUGGGUGGGGUUGAUGGCGGUACGAGGCCUUCUUUACCUCCUCCGCCUGUCCAGCCCUGCCCUGGGUCCGUGCUCGUGUCUGGGGCCACGGCGCCCGCGGCCCCCUGGGGGGAUGGCAUCGGUGGGUAUCGGGGGUCUCCGCCGGCCGCUCCUCCCUGCCGUCUCUUCUGCUGUCCUUGGUGCCCUGGCCAAGGACCCCGCCGCCUGUCCCCACACUCGCUGCCCUACAAGCGUGUUUCCCACCAAAACCCGAACCCACAUUCGUUGCGCGUAGCUAGUCCCCAGCUCAGAGACUAUCUGUGUUACGCCACAGGCCUGCAGCCUCCCUCCCCCAAAACGCCUUGCGUUGCUGUCGCUCAGCAUUUUCCCCGGCUGUCACCGGGCUCCGGGAUGCAGACAGCCUGUACAAACCGUAGCAGUCGUUCUUCCCAUAGUGUCGUUCAGCUAAUGCUGCUCUCCGUUAGCGACGUCAGUGCAGAGCACGCUUCGGGCAGCUGCACCUUCAAUGCCGGCCUCCCGAGCUGCUGCUCCUGUAAUCAUUUUGCGCACGUUCAAAAUGGAAUUUUCUGCAGCUUAUCCAUCGUGUGAGUAAAAAUUAAAUCCCAUCCGUAAUUCCACUGAUCUGGG
This is a messenger RNA of Tupaia belangeri chinensis (Chinese tree shrew), 752 nucleotides long. RefSeq lists its product as uncharacterized. Lineage: Eukaryota; Metazoa; Chordata; Mammalia; Scandentia; Tupaiidae. The record is from RefSeq and is a predicted model, not a curated record. Bases 21 to 713 code for a protein of 230 amino acids. The transcript has 2 exons.